This is a messenger RNA of Raphanus sativus (radish), 970 nucleotides long. Its product is annotated as calmodulin-binding protein 60 D-like. NCBI's taxonomy places the organism in Eukaryota, Viridiplantae, Streptophyta, Magnoliopsida, Brassicales, Brassicaceae. Bases 75 to 305 code for a protein of 76 amino acids. The record is from RefSeq and is a predicted model, not a curated record. The transcript has 4 exons.
UAGAUUUUUAUUUUUUUUUACAAAUAAAAAAAUUAAGGCUUUUUUUUGUUGUUCCUCUUAACAAAUUUUGAAGAAUGAAGAGUAACUUAGACGACAGCAACGAUGAAAAGCAGCCUGAGCGAAAGCGCCCUGCUCUUGCUAGUGUGAUUGUUGAGGCGAUGAAAGUUGACAGCUUGCAGAAGCUCUGCUCCUCUCUGGAACCUAUCCUCCGCAGAGUUGUGAGUGAGGAAGUGGAACGUGCUUUGGCUAAGUUCAUCACGUCUAGGCUAUGGUCAAAAUAUAUAGUGCCUCUUCAGAGAAAAUAAUACGGAAGUCUGAAAAACUCUUAAGAGAGAAAAGAAGUGAAGGUACACAUCCAAUUUGGAUCUUGAAGAAGAAUUCUAGCUCUCUCCGGUAAUGUUACCUCUUAAGUUAAUCAAAGCUUUCGGAUUAACUGCGUAUGUGAAACGAUUCUCUGUUUCCGUUUGAUAUGCUUCAAAAAGAUUCAAGAGCAUAACAUUGAUGCCUUAUGUGUUUAUAUGAUUAGGUGAUAUGUGUGGGGGUACAGGAAAAUGUAAACUGUUACGGUGGAAGGUUUGCUUGGUCAGUUUAGGUACAGGUUUACCAAACAACAAAGGACUCAUUAGAAGGCCUGGUGCAGUGAGCUACUCGACACAAUGUACAAUGGUCGUCUUCUUCCCAAUUCUUGAGCCAGUAUAUAGUACAUGUCCUCAUUUCAUCUCCACAUAAGAUAAUUGGUCUGUUUUGACUGGGAAAAUGAACUACUUAUUCUCUCAGCACAGUGGCAAUAGUUAUGAUUAUAGAAGAGGAAGAAAAGUAAUACGUCAUCGAUGCAUGGGAAGCUAUAGGAUAAUGAAAUGCUAGAACAUGUUUUUGUAAUGGUUCUAGCUCUGUGUUGUUAAUUCUUUAUAAACCUAAUAGCUUUCUUCUUCUUUAGAGUCUUGACAACGAUACAAACAUCAGGCGUAUG